Postia placenta MAD-698-R-SB12 is the source of this 486-nucleotide messenger RNA. RefSeq lists its product as hypothetical. NCBI's taxonomy places the organism in Eukaryota, Fungi, Basidiomycota, Agaricomycetes, Polyporales, Adustoporiaceae. Bases 1 to 486 code for a protein of 161 amino acids. Gene Ontology annotation, molecular function: nucleic acid binding; zinc ion binding. The record is from RefSeq and is a predicted model, not a curated record. The transcript is spliced from 2 exons.
AUGCUGACGCGGCCCCGGGGGCCGGCGCCGUACCAACUCGUGACAGAGGUCAAGCAGAUCCUCAACAUCAGCCGGGCCCAUCGGCCCGAGUUGAACAACUUCUUUUCGGCUCGAGGACGAGGGCGCGGAGGGGCACGUGGUGGUGCACCCUCGACACAUGCAGCUUUGGCCAGCAUCAAUGUGGCCGUCGGAAAAGGAGACUUCCCCGGCACAUGUUUUGGCUGUGGGAAGCAAGGGUACCGACGCUUCGAGUGCCCCAACUGUAAGGACAAGCCUUACACAAAACGCGCCGACGCGCGGGCUACGGUUGCCUCGGGCUCCACCCAGGCUGCGACAAGCGCCCCCGUCACGACAACACCCUCGGCAAGUAUAAGUGCCGCUUCAGCGAAAUCCGAGCAAUCGGAGCUGGCGGACUUAAUGGCACAGGUGAAGUCAAUGCGCGAGGAGCUCGAGCACUAUCGGGCGAUGAAGAAAGAGGGUUUUUGA